GCGUUCGGGGUGUGACCCAGUAUGUCUGCGAGGCUUUCUGGGGUUCAGCGGGAAGUCAAUAAGCUCUACCGCCUUCUGCUUCGGGCGGCACGGGUGAAAGAUGGCGGAGAAUGGGCGGGCAGCACGACCGAGCUCGUCAGGGCAGAGUUCCGUGCACAGGCGGAGUCCGUCGCGCGAACUGACUUCCGCACCAUCGAGCACCUCCUGCGCGCCGGAAACAAGAAACUCAAGCUCUUGAAAAUGCCCGGCGUCAAGGCAGCGGCGGGCAUCACCGUGGUGCGCCGAUGACACGCGGUAGCCCCCGCCCCCCGUGCCUCCGGCCGCGUCAGCCCACAACAUCCCGCUGGCGGUGCCGAUGGUAGACGCGCUCUCCAUCAGGCGCAAGGUAGGUUAGCGUGGACAGCGUGGGCGGGGGGGUACUGGCUGGUUGCGGAGGUUGGGGCGUCGAAGGACGGGGAAUUUGGUGCGGGUGAGGAAGCACGCCGGAUGGAGCCAGCUCUGCAGGAGGGCGUGCCGCGAGUGUGUGCGAUCCUUCACGAGCGACGACGUUCACCGGUUGCAACGCGAGGUUUUCGCGUGGGGACGAUGGAGCUGCGGGCUGCGACACACCACCGCCGCCUGUGGUAGCGUGGGGGAGGAAUGGGAUCAGGAUAAGCCUGCUCUUCGAAAUCCGCCUGACGUAGAAGCGUCUGCUUGCUGCCACUCACCUUGCAAUGUUGUGUUUGGUUCCAGAUGCUAUGCGUGCACGGAGAAGAUGUCGGGUGUACAGGGUAGACUUGGACUAUCCAGCCAGCGAUUUGGGAUGAUAGUGUGCCGCCACUGUUGCUGGCGGUGUGUGCCUCGAAAAGUGCUUCUAACUGUUAUUCCCGUGUGAGGACACACACCGUCCGUGCUUAUUUUCACGUCACACAGCAGGCUGA
Molecule: messenger RNA, 920 nt
Organism: Ectocarpus sp. CCAP 1310/34
Lineage: Eukaryota; Phaeophyceae; Ectocarpales; Ectocarpaceae
Source: the annotation of a GenBank genome assembly